AUGUUCCCCAUGGCGGACAAAAUCGAGCAGGGGGGCGAGGAGGCGUUUGAGGAACUGAGCGUCGAGUACGUGGCCAAGACGCGCCAAGGACCGCAUGCGGCAUGCAUGGCGCACAUGCUGGAGGAUCUGUAUGUCCCUGUGGAGGUGUUGGGCUGCAUUGCCUCGCACUUUGACGCCGCGGCGACUCUGCUCGCCUUUGACGUUGAGCUCUCGGUCGACGGAGAAAUGACGCACUCCUGGACAGGGCCCUACUGGGAAAGCGGCCAGGGCGAAGGCGGAGCCGCCCCGCGCCUCUGGCCCGGCGAGCCGCCGCCCUGGUUCAGGCCGUUCAUCGCGAUUAGCAAAGACAACGACCACCUUGUCUCCCGUGAUGGCGCUGAAGGGUGGGCCGUCCCAGCCGCCCUCGCCGAGGCGUACACGUGCACGGUGACGGUGACGCACGCGCUUCGCUCGGCGCGGCUCUACAGCGGCCGCCCGUCCCUCGUCUGCGCGUCGCGCGACGACUGCGUCGUCUUUGACGAGCGGCGCCUGCCGCCUCUCUUCUCGCCGCCCGAUCCCUC
Molecule: messenger RNA, 560 nt
Organism: Emiliania huxleyi CCMP1516
Lineage: Eukaryota; Haptophyta; Isochrysidales; Noelaerhabdaceae
Exons: 3
Source: RefSeq, a predicted model, not a curated record